CCCUUCCAGGGGCGCACUGACCGUUUGGGCACUUGGGCACUGCCCAAGGGCCCAGGGUCAGUAGGGGGCCCCAUGAGAUGCCCCUGGUGCCUUUCAUAGGCUUUUUUGGGUGUGGUUUGAGUGUGGGUGAGGAUGCAGGGGCCCCAUGAUCCCCUAUUGCCCGGGGGCCCCAUGAGAAGUCAGUCCGCCCCUGAUCUCCUCUCCACAAAAAUGUGUUGGUUUCAGUGCCUGAAAGUGCAAGGCUUUCCUGUGUGGAGUUUGCAUGUUCUCCCUGUGCCUGUGUGG
Messenger RNA from Staurois parvus, 285 nucleotides. The record is from the annotation of a GenBank genome assembly. NCBI's taxonomy places the organism in Eukaryota, Metazoa, Chordata, Amphibia, Anura, Ranidae.